AUGGCCGGAAAUAUCGACACCAGCAAUGACAUAUACAGACUCACUGCACGUCCCUUCAUACUCGAACGCGAGGGAGAAUAUGACCAGGCAAUCAAAGUUUAUCAAAACGCAGUUGAGAUCUUGUGUAUGUCCAUUGAAAAAUUCAGAAAGAUGAAUGUACGCAGGGUCAAUCGCAAGAUGUUCGAGCGCCAGGUACAGGUCCAUAGCGACCGACUUGCCUACUUGCAGAUACUUAAGCGUAAGGGGAGCUUUGACGGUAUCGUCCUGCCACCGACAGUCCUCUACGCCAUGGAGGGCUUAGCUGUAAGUCGUUUACUGUUUUACCAAUACGAUUGUCCCAUUGUGGAACUGAGCUGA
This is a messenger RNA of Penicillium antarcticum, 357 nucleotides long. RefSeq lists its product as uncharacterized. The transcript has 2 exons. The record is from RefSeq and is a predicted model, not a curated record. Bases 1 to 357 code for a protein of 118 amino acids. NCBI's taxonomy places the organism in Eukaryota, Fungi, Ascomycota, Eurotiomycetes, Eurotiales, Aspergillaceae.